CGCACUCGGGGCGGAGGGCGGGAGGGCGGCGGAGCCGGGCAGCGCGCAGCCUGCAGCCCCCGGGCGCCCGAGCGCCGCGCAGCAUCGGGCCCGCCGGGCAACGGCGGAGCGGAGCGCGGAGAGGGGCAGAAGAAGCGCGGAGGGCCGGAGGGAGCCCGCGGGCCUGCCCCGCGCCCCCCUCCCCCCUCCCCUCCCGCCCCCGGGAGCUGCUGAACGCCGCCGACUCCCGGUUUCUCCUCUGUGCCCGGCCAUCGGCGGCCGCUGCCGCCGCGCCGGCUCCGCGGGAAGAAUGCGGGGCGUGUGGCUAGCGCUCACCGUCAGCUUCGUGGCCUGCGCCUCCGGGCAGCCGAGAACAGAUUUGGUCUCUGAUAAGGAUUUAUACCUUGACAACAGCUCUGUUGAAGAAGCCUCAGGCCUCUAUCCCAUUGAUGAUGAUGAUUACUCCUCUGGGUCAGGCUCAGGUGCUGAAGAAGAUGAGGAUAGCUCAGUGACAACAACAUCUAGAACACUUCCAAAGCUACCAACAACGAGUGAUGCAUCUAGGGCUGAGACAAGCACGGUGAAGAUGCAGCCCAAGCUGCCUGCACACACACAGUCACCUGAAGACAUCGAUAAAGAGGCCAGAGCGAAGCCAGACGCCAAGGCAAAGAGCGAGGAGCCAGGGGACGGCAGCGACGUGUUCACCGAGAAGCACUCAGAGAACCUCUUCCAGAGAACAGAGGUCCUGGCAGCUGUCAUUGCUGGUGGAGUCAUCGGGUUCCUUUUUGCCAUCUUCCUCAUCCUGCUGCUGGUGUACCGCAUGAGGAAGAAGGACGAAGGCAGUUACGACCUGGGCGAACGCAAACCCUCCUGCGCCGCCUACCAAAAGGCACCCACCAAGGAGUUUUAUGCUUAAAACUCCUCCCUUAGUGUCUCUAUUUCUGAGAUCACUGAACUUUUUUUAAAUAAAGCUUUUGCAUAGAAUAA
This is a messenger RNA of Pogoniulus pusillus (Red-fronted tinkerbird), 966 nucleotides long. RefSeq names its product syndecan 2 (gene SDC2). Lineage: Eukaryota; Metazoa; Chordata; Aves; Piciformes; Lybiidae. Bases 290 to 895 code for a protein of 201 amino acids. Gene Ontology annotation, biological process: cell migration; dendrite morphogenesis. The transcript has 5 exons. The record is from RefSeq and is a predicted model, not a curated record. Gene Ontology annotation, cellular component: cell surface; membrane.